Messenger RNA from Orbicella faveolata, 3520 nucleotides. Its product is annotated as steroid 17-alpha-hydroxylase/17,20 lyase pseudogene. Lineage: Eukaryota; Metazoa; Cnidaria; Anthozoa; Scleractinia; Merulinidae. The record is from RefSeq and is a predicted model, not a curated record.
AUUUAUAUUCUAAACAGAUGUGACGGCUCCCUGUGCGGGCUCUAGCGCGAUACACAAGCCCUCGCGCGAGGCGCGAGAUGAGAAAAAUCUCGCCUCGCGCUUCCCGCGCGCUCGUGUAUCGCGCUAGAGCCCGCUAAUCCGCCUGUACUGCAGGCUAGGAGACUGUUCGCAGGCUAGGCUGAGAGCGAGAGGUGACUGACAUUUCAGGCUAUUCGUACGGCAGUUUAGUUGUUUUCACAAAGGCCCAUCAGUGUGACUGAAAUUGUGAGUUUGUCUGACGGCGUCUCGUGUUCAAGCGGAAUAAACGUUGAAAUGUAUGGUUAGUCUAAGUUCGCAUGACAAUAGCCUUAUCCAACUUGAUCCGGCAUAUCAAAUGUACAAAUCUGCACAUUCUUUGGACAGGUGAUCAUUGAUCCACUUGAAGGUUCAGUGAUUGUGCGGAACACUCUGACCACGUAGAAUCUAAGCAUCAUCAUGUUUGAAGAAUUGGCAUGGCCCAUUUUGGCAAUAAUUCUAGUAACAUCGAUCAUCAAUCACUUCCGUGGAACCAGAAAUCUACCUCCAGGGCCUUUUUCUUUCCCGAUCAUUGGAAAUGCGCACAAAUUGGCUGCCGAUUUACGCCAUGUUGACCUCAUGAAAUUAGAAAAACAAUAUGGCAAAGUGUUUCGUCUGUAUCUCGGCAGUAAGCUCGUGGUAGUUGCAAGUGGUCCAAGUGCUAUCAAGGAAGUCCUCGUUACAAAGUCGGCCGAAUUUGCUGGACGUCCGAGUCUUUACAGCUCGGAAGUCUUCGCAGAAGGAAAGGCAAUCGGUUUUGUGGAUUAUUCUUCGGAAUGGAGGCUUCAUCGCAAGGUUGCUGCCUCUGCGAUCAAAACGUACAUCACCGGCAAGGUAAAAGAGUUUGGUAUUAAUGAUGAAUUUGACCUGCUCUUGAAGCGAGUCCGCUCCAGAAAUGGACAACCGCACGACAUCACUAAAGAGAUUCGACUGGCCGCGAUGAAUGUGAUUUGUGCUUUGGUGUUUGGCUCGAGAUACGAACUGGAUGACCCCGAGUUUACGAAGUUUAUGGAGAUUAAUGACACUAUAAUAAAGACGCUUGCUGCUGGGAGUGUUGUGGACGUGUUUCCCUGGCUGGGGUUUAUUCCAUUCAAGUCUAUUCAAAGCCUAAAGGAGAAAUGCACUGAACGGAAUGAGAUUAUCAGUAGAAUUUACCAACAACAUAUGGACGCUUGGAGAGUUGAUAAUCCUCAAGAUCUGACGGAUACACUGUUAAAGACAAAGAAACAAGCUGAGGAAGAAGACUCGUCUAUCAAGGGAUUCCUGACGGAUCAGCAUCUCAUCAUGACCAUGAGUGAGCUUUUCAUAGCUGGUAUGGAAACCACUGCCAGCACCUUGUGUUGGGCUCUGAUGUACCUGAUCCACAACCCGGACGUCCAGCAGAGGCUGGAUCAAGAGUUGGAUCAAGUCAUUGGUCCAGACCGGUUACCGGAACUGGAGGACAAGAAGAAUCUGCCACAUUUGGAAGCCACCCUAACCGAGACGCUACGCCUCUCGUCCAUUGGUCCUCUGUCAGUUCCUCAUAAAACGACAGUGGACACCACUCUGCAGGGAUAUAGUAUUCCUAAGGACACCACAGUCUUAACCAAUCUAUGGUCCCUCCACCACGACCCAGAGAUUUGGGAUGAGCCAGACGCUUUCAGACCUCAACGAUUCCUGGACGAGGAAGGUAAUUUUGUACCUCCAAAAGCUGAUCAUUUCCUCCCGUUCUCGGCUGGGCGUCGAGUUUGCUUGGGGGAGUCUUUGGCAAGGAUUGAGCUCUUCCUGGUGUUGGCACGCUUGCUUCACAGCUUCAAGUUCGAGAAUCCACCAGGCUGCGAUCUUCCAACUCUGGAGCCUGUCGGAGGUCUUGUGUUGAUGCCACGGCCGUUUAAUGUCUGUGCUCUCAAAAGACAUGUUGUUUGACUUUUCCUAUCAUCAUUUAUCAUAUAUAAUUUCGGUUAGUUAUUCAUAGGUCUAAAAGGGCUGGAAAUUAAGCCUGGUUCUCGGGAAAUGGGUUUUUGGUUGCUGGUCGACUCAAACGUUAACUAGUGUGAAAUGCGAGACCAAAUAAGAACGCAAGAACGAGCAUGUGUUAAUAGAAUUCAAGGGCACUUUCAUUAUGCCAAAAAUGUCGGAAUUUUCGGUCGGAAUUUUCUCGUUUCGUCCGACCGGAUCAUUCGGGACCACCUCGGGAGGUGGUCCUCUUUGAUCGGUCAGUUCAGUCGGAGCGAAAUUUGCCGUUCCAUUUUGACAAACCGGUUCGUUGCCAUACUUCUCUGCAGUAGAUUUCACAUAUAUGGGUUUAGGCAAGAUAAUAGAAAAUCUUAAGAGCCUGUCCUGUCGGUUGGCCCAGUUUGAUAGGAAAAUGCCGUUUCAUUUCUGCUUGGUUAGUCUCACUGAUUUUCUUGACCGGUCACGCACCCCAAUACGAGUUAUUAAAAUAUAACGAACAAAAAAGCCGAAAUCAGUAUAUUAUUCUGCUUAUUAUAUGGCUAUCGCCUUUUUUGUUUUUUUUUUCACGGGCGCUAUUUCAACUGUCUUCCUUGUUAAGUGUUGAUCAAAAUGGCGGACGAAUGUGAUCAGGGUAUUAAAAACGCAGUCUGCGGACUGCAGACCGGAGGUAAAAUGCAGACUGUAGACCAGGGGUAAAAUGCAGACUAUAGAACAGGGGUACAUUGCUGACUGCAGACUGCAGACUGUUUAACUGAAUCGUGUUCCCAUUUCCAUCAUCAAGAACUAACUGUAAACAGGCUAACCGAAGAGUUAUAUAGGUUGACCCGAGUGAUAUUCGGUCUAACCAGAGUGAUGUUCAGGCUAACCAGAGUUAUAUUCAGUCUAACCAGAGUGAUGUUCAGGCUAACCAGAGUUAUAUUCAGUCUAACCAGAGUGGUGUUCAGGCUAACCAGAGUGGAGACUUUCACUGCGGCUACCUUGAAUAAUCCUGUUUAUAUAUGGUCAGCACUCGAUAAUGGAAACAUUACUCAUUAAAAAAGUCUGUAGUCUACAGUCUGCAUUUUACCCUCAGUCUACACUUUACCCCCAGUUUGCAGUGUGCAGUCUGCACUCUGUAAUCUGUAGUCUGCAGUCUGCAGUCUGCGUUCUUUUCACUGACCGAGGCUGAAUGACUACUUCGCACAAGUCAUGACCCAGGUCUCGAGAAGAAUGACAGGAAGAGACCAAGCAGCCGAUACUCAUGUGAUACUGCUUGUGGCUCUGAUAUGCUCGAGGAAGCCAGUAAUUCCAAACUGGUGAUGCAGGCUAUCCAGAAUACACACACUAUCUUCAUUUAAAAUAACAUGCUCGAACCGUUUGGUUAAAUCUCUGAAAAUCAGUCGGUGACCCCACCCACUUUUUGUAUUCCUCACACGACUAUGUAUCUCAUUGUCUUAACAUAGCAAAAGUUUGAAAGGAAAUCAAUAUAUAAACAAUAGCCUUUGUUUGGCACGAAAAUAUGCUAGGAUAUUUAUCCCCAGACAUUAUCUGU